AUGCGUGAAAGUAUCAAAUAUUCCUCGCUUAAGCCAAAAUCACAAUUUUCGCUACUAGCUAACAGACUUUUGUCAAAAUCGUUCUUCCGAAAGUAUGGUAUCCUCUGCGGUGUUUUGCUGGCUGGACUUACCUAUUUGGUUUAUCACAGGGCGUCGCGUCAAUACUAUAUUUAUCAAACUCUUCCGGCCUAUCAACGGAGUCUACAUUUCGAACUGAGUUCGGAAGGAUCAAGAGAGCAACAGUACCAAUCGGACCGAUGGCAACCGAUUGGAGAUCCGCAACGAAGGUUCCAAAUCUAUUCCGCCUACUUCGACGAUAGACUGGAAAUUGUUGAAGAUUUACCAAUUCCAAAGGAUACUCUUCCUUUUGGAAGUGUUCGCAUAAUCACAAUUCUCCCGUUGAACGUUGAAGGCAAGAAAGUAUUUUGUAACUUCUGGUAUGAGGGGCGUCCAGAUGAGAUUCACCGCACACAGGCGGAUCAGGUACAGGCCAUCCACGAGCAUUUUGACAUGCCAUUUGCGGCUACAUUCGUUACUUGUAUGCUGACUGGCAACAUGAAACACACCAAAGUUACUCUUCCGAACCAGGUUGGUUUGAGCUAUGAGCUGGAGCCCAGUAUGGUCAAUGAGACCAGUUUUGUGCCAAUACACUACAACAAAUGGAAAAUCCUCCCGCAAGGCCACCCCAACUGGAACCUGGCCGUCUGCGUCGGUCCGCUGCAUCACAACUACGGCAACGCAGGCCGGCUGGUGGAGUUCAUCGAAUAUUGGCAGCUGCUGGGGGCGGAGCGGUUCUAUUUCUACAACAAAUCCAUCUCGGCGGAUGUAAACCGAGUGCUGAACUACUACCAGGACCGCGGUGAAGCCGAGGUGCACGAGUGGAACGUGGACGGGUACCAGUUCGAGCAGGAGCUUCGCUACGAGGGCAUUUUUGCUGCCAUCAACGACUGUAUGUAUCGAGCCACGGUGCUGGGGGAGUUUACCUACACGGCGGUUGUCGAUUUGGAUGAAUUUAUACUACCGACUGGUGGACAGCAGCAGCAGGGAGGUGGAUUGCAUAAUUUGCUUCGCGAGCAGGAUCGGUACGAUGCGAACUCGUUCAACUUCCGGGCGGUGUUUUUCUACGGCAAGUACGAGGAAGACUUCUCCCGCAAGCCGGACUGGACCAACAAUUCGUACCUGUACACGCAGGUUCGGAACCAGCGGACCAAGUUCCCGCUGGAGCACCACCAUCGCAGCAAGUACGUUGCCAUCGGGCGUAACGUCAUCGAGGGCGGAAAUCAUUUCGUGUGGAAGGCGCUGAGAGGAACGAAGGAGUAUCGCAUCCCACCGGAGACGGGUUUACUGUUCCACUACCGUGAUAAUUUUAUCGGUUAUGGUGAUGAAUUCUACAUUGAGGACAACACCGCACGACAGUACGAGAACCGAAUAUGGGGGGCGGUCGAUUCCGUGUGCAGUAAACUUUUCCCGGAAAACUACGGACGCUGUCCGAUGGGCGGUGAAGAAAAUGAUUAA
Messenger RNA from Sabethes cyaneus, 1515 nucleotides. RefSeq lists its product as uncharacterized. The record is from RefSeq and is a predicted model, not a curated record. The transcript is spliced from 6 exons. The coding region runs from base 1 to 1515 and encodes 504 amino acids. NCBI's taxonomy places the organism in Eukaryota, Metazoa, Arthropoda, Insecta, Diptera, Culicidae.